Talpa occidentalis (Iberian mole) is the source of this 3160-nucleotide messenger RNA. RefSeq names its product zinc finger CCCH-type antiviral protein 1-like. The record is from RefSeq and is a predicted model, not a curated record. The coding region runs from base 21 to 944 and encodes 307 amino acids. Lineage: Eukaryota; Metazoa; Chordata; Mammalia; Eulipotyphla; Talpidae. The transcript is spliced from 5 exons.
UCCGCGCGCAGGGAGGGAGCAUGGCGGAGCCCACCGUGUGCUCCUUCCUCACCAAGGUGCUGUGCGCCCACGGCGGCCGCAUGUUCCUGCAGGACCUGCGCGCCCACGUGGAGCUGUCGGAGGCGCGGCUGCGGGACGUGCUGCGCCAGGCCGGGCCCGACCGCUUCCUGCUGCACGAGGUGGAGCCCGGCGAGGGCGCGCCGGGCGCCCAGGCCCAGGCGGCGGCGGGCCCCGGCGCGCGGGCCUGGCGGGUCGUGGCCGUGUCCUCCGCGCGCCUCUGCGCCCGCUACCAGCGCGGCGCGUGCCAGGCCUGCGACCAGCUGCACCUCUGCCGCCGCCACAUGCUGGGCAAGUGCCCGAACCGCGACUGCUGGUCUACCUGCACUCUGUCCCAUGAUAUCCACACACCUGUCAACAUCCAGGUGCUGAAAAACCAUGGACUUUUUGGCCUCAAUGAGGCCCAGCUUCGAGUUCUGCUUUUGCAGAAUGACCCCUGCCUUUUACCUGAGGUCUGUUUGCUCUACAACAGAGGUGAAGCGGUUUAUGGCUACUGCAACCUCAAGGACAAAUGCACCAAGUUUCACGUGUGCAAAUCCUUUGUGCGAGGAGAGUGCAAGCUUCAGAAGUGCAAGCGGUCUCACCAGCUCAUUUACGCCACAGCCCUGCAGUUGCUGCAGGACCAAGGGCUGAAUAUUCCCAGUGUCGUUAAUUUUCAGAUCAUCUCCACCUAUAGGCACAUGAAGCUGCACAACAUGCUUGAAAACAAUGAUAAUUCAGCCUCCUCUGGGGAGCAGUCACUGGGCCUGGAGAAGCAAGGAGCGCACGCAGCUGGGGCCGCGGAAGCCAGGCCUCUGGUUUCUGUCCCUGCUCAGUCUCCCAAGAAGGCAGGUGCAGUUCAACUGCCCUGCAAAAAUGCAACAUUUGAGAAAUUAGGAACAAGGUAAUCUUUUUUCUGGAAAGCUAAUUUUCUUUUUAAUUUAGAGAAAUGUUUAUUGUAGAAUGCUAUCUUUUCCAUUGGGGGAGAUGUGCAAAAAUGUCCUUUUUAAAGUGAGAAGUUGCUGUUUCUCCUCAUGGACAGUAAGACUCAUGCGAUUUCUGUUAUCUCUCGUCAACAACAAUAUUUUUUUUGCUAGUUCUGAUAGGUGCUAUUUUUUAAAAAUUAUUUUUGCAUUUUAUUAUUUUAUUAUUAUCUUUGUUAUUUACAUUUUAUUCUUUUACUAAGUGUACUUUUUGGGUAAGCCAUCAUAAAUCCUGAAUGGAAACAGUGUAGCGUGUUCAUGUAUAUCCUUUACAUGGAGAGACUUCUGUAUUUUAGUGUUCUUUUUAUAUAUCUUAUAAUUAUACUCGUAUACAAAGUAUAUGUAAUUUUGGUGACGAUAUUUUAUUCCUUUCUCCAACACUACGUUUUUGUCUUCUGUUGGUAUUCAUUCUGCAGAGACACUUUAUAUCAUCAUUUCUGUCGUUUUCAUCUGAUGAUUCAGCAGUUAGAGAGUUACUCUGUUCCAGCUGGUCUUUGGUAAUUUAUUGAGGCUGGUGGGAAGAAGCUACAUGCCUGUGGGCUCUGCAGUUUACAUUCUACAUUGAAUGAUGAACCUUUCUCCGGGCAUGUUCGUCCUUUCGAGUGUCACCACUUAAUGACUUAAACCCCAAACCUGCAACUUGUCCUGUACGUUUCUUUCUCCCCUUUCACCCGCGCACCAUCAUUUGGUUACCCAGUGCUGGAGAUUUUUUUCCCCUUUUUGCCCCUUUCUUUCCACCCCUCCAUACUGCCUGGUUUCAGACCUUCAUCCCUGAUGGCAUAUAUUCCAGCGAUACGUAACUCAGUGGUAACUCAGUAGUUUCAAGUCAUGUCUGGUGAGAGUUUAUGGUGGGAGGUGCUAGGUGGCGCCUGCUGUUCCUCAUGAAAGAGCCCCGUUGUAAUCUGUAAUUGACUGCACUUUGCAGGCUGCAUCACUCUCCUAUCUGCCCUCGCCUCCCUCUGCUUUCCAUCUUGCUGCCUGGUGAUCUUUGGAAACACAAACCUAAUCAUAAUGCUCUUUCUGCCAUAACCUCCAUUGGCCCCCAUCCUAUGGAGGGUGGUUGUAAACAUCAGCGCCUUCAGAGACAGGAAAGGGGCAUUAAGUGGACCGAGCUGGAUGUCAGAGAAGUGACGGGAGAGGGAAUGCUGUGCUAAUGUCCCCUCUGAAAGGGGUGCUGUCUUCUGUUUCCUUCUGGGCCUGUGGGAAUGUGUGCCCAGCUUGUCACAUUGUCCAGUUUGUCGAAAGAAGCCAGUAAUCCAGACUUGCAUCAGGAAUUUCAGAUUUUUAAAAUAUUGACUUUUAACUGAAUAUUUAAAAUGCACACCGAUAUUGUAUGUGUUGACCUACUUGCAGUUCUUGGAUUGUGCCAUUUCUCGUGACCCCUGUGGUUGUGAAUGUUCCCUCUUUUGUAAGAGCUACUCCUUCCCUUCUGGUUCAAAACCUGGCAAAAUUAGAUCCUUUUAAAAUGGUCUCCCUGGUGGCGAAAGGGGUUAAGUGUCAGCACUGUGAAGCUAUCAGCAGCCACUGUAGCAUGUGUUUGAUCCCCAGCCAAGUUGCUACACAUGGCACAGCAGACCUCUCCUGGCUCCCCUGCUGCUCCCCUCAGUAGUAUAUUUCAGUAGAUCUGCUUGUUCUGCUCCCUGCUCUGUCUCUGGUGAAUCCUCUCACCUCCUGUACCUCUGGCCUGUACCCCAGUUCUUAUAUGCAUAAAUAAAUAAAUCUUAAAAAAAAAAAAAGCCCUUUAGCCUUUCAUGACCCCAGCGGAGCUCUCUUGGUGCUCUCAAAGCUCCAGCCCAGCACUGGCUACAGUACAUGGCAUUACUUUGUGUUUUUAUUCCCUAACUUUGAGCAAAGCUGUUAUUUCUUCUUGGUAAUCCUCAUACUUGGUAGUUAAAUACUUUUUGCCAUAUAUUGAGUGAAACUUAGCGUUUCAAUUCACUGAAUCAGUAUCAUGCUGGUCUUUGUUGUUCUUUUUUCUUUCCACAUGUAUUUUUUUUUUUUUUAAGAUCAUGUUUUGUUUUUUUUAAGAUUUAUUUUUAUUUAUUUAUACAAGCACUGGGUACAGUCAGAAGCGCGGGAGGGUGAGAGAAUUCACCAAAGCCAGAGCGGGGAGCAGAGCAGGCAGAAGGACCGAAGUACAC